UACCUGGAGAAGGUGCGGCAGCUUGAGCGGGACAAUGCGGAGCUGGAGACCAAGAUCCGAGAGUUUAGCCAAUGCCAGGAGCCUCUUGUGUGUCCCGAUUACCAGUCCUACUUCCGGACCAUUGAGGAGCUCCAGCAGAAGAUCCUGUGCACCAAGUCUGAAAAUGUCAGGCUGGUGACCCAAAUUGACAAUGCCAAGCUGGCUGCUGACGACUUCAGAAUCAAGUUUGAGAGCGAGCACGCCUUGCGUCAGCUGGUGGAGGCCGACAUGUGCGGGAUGCACAAGCUCCUGGACGACAUGACUCUGGCCAAGUCUGACCUGGAAGCCAUGUCCUGCUCUGAGGAGCUGCAGUGCUGCCAGUCGGAGAUCCUGGAGCUGAGAUGCACAGUGAACGCCCUGGAGGUUGAGCGCCAAGCCCUGCACACGCUGAAAGACUGUCUGCAGAACUCCCUGUGCGAAUCCGAGGCCCGCUUCGGCACGGAGCUGGCCCAGAUGCAGAGCCUGAUUAGCAAUGUGGAGGAACAGCUGUCUGAGAUCAGGGCCGACCUGGAGCGUCAGAACCAGGAGUACCAGGUGCUGCUGGAUGUCAAGACCCGGCUGGAGGGGGAGAUCAACACAUACCGGAACCUCCUGGAGAGCGAAGACUGCAAGCUUCCUUGCAAUCCCUGUGCCACCCCUGCCUCCUGUGGGACAUCUGCCUGUGCCUCUCGUCCGAGCUGUGCCCCCCGCACCUCUUGUGGGUCUGGCUCAGUCUGUGGAGCCGGAGCUGGGACCCGAUUCUGA
Elephantulus edwardii (Cape elephant shrew) is the source of this 783-nucleotide messenger RNA. RefSeq names its product keratin 37 (gene KRT37). Gene Ontology annotation, molecular function: structural molecule activity. The record is from RefSeq and is a predicted model, not a curated record. NCBI's taxonomy places the organism in Eukaryota, Metazoa, Chordata, Mammalia, Macroscelidea, Macroscelididae. The annotation marks the transcript as partial. The transcript has 7 exons.